This is a messenger RNA of Mugil cephalus (flathead mullet), 1642 nucleotides long. RefSeq names its product ArfGAP with dual PH domains 2 (gene adap2). Gene Ontology annotation, molecular function: phosphatidylinositol bisphosphate binding; GTPase activator activity. Gene Ontology annotation, cellular component: plasma membrane; intracellular membrane-bounded organelle. Lineage: Eukaryota; Metazoa; Chordata; Actinopteri; Mugiliformes; Mugilidae. The record is from RefSeq and is a predicted model, not a curated record. The coding region runs from base 175 to 1317 and encodes 380 amino acids. Gene Ontology annotation, biological process: positive regulation of GTPase activity. The transcript has 11 exons.
UUGCCCUAGUAAGAGGAAAUACUGAGCCACUGGCCAGUGACAAGAAAUUAUGUUUUCAUCAGCUACAGUACAGAAAAGCUCCGUACCAUACAGCGGGUGGAAUCAACAUGGAGGUAACACAUACUAGUUGUUUUGUUGGGAUUUGACUGUCAGUCGUAGAAACUAUCGUCACUUAUGGCCAGUCUGGAUAGAAAUAACAAAAUCCUGCUCGAGUUAGUGCGACGGCCGGAUAACAAUUUGUGUGCUGACUGUGGAGCUUCUGAGCCUGACUGGGCCUCCUACACUCUUGGUAUCUUUGUGUGCCUGAACUGCUCAGGGAUGCAUCGUAACUUGCCGGCUGUGAGCAGAAUGAAAUCCAUACGGUUGGACCUCUGGGAAGAUUCAUUAGUAGAGUUCAUGCAAGAGAGGGGAAAUGCUGCAGCCAAAGCCAUUUUUGAGAAGUGUGUACCUGCCUUUUACUAUCGGCCACAACAAAAAGACUGCGUUGUUCUUAGGGAUCAGUGGAUUCGUGCUAAGUAUGAAAGAAGAGAAUUCACAGAAGAAAACACCAACUAUUUGCGAGCUUAUAAUUCAGGUCUGUUUGAGUCGUCACUAUGGAAGAAGGGCAAAGACAACAAGCAGUUUCUUAAGAGGAACUUCCUGCUGUCUCAGAAAGACUUCACCCUCAGAUACUUCAUUAAAGAGGAUUCCAAGGUUCCUAAAGCAGUCAUCAGCAUGAAGGACCUGAAUGCAGUUUUCCAGCCAGAAAAGAUUGGCCAUGCUCACGGUCUGCAGAUCUCUUACCUGGAGGAAGAACGUACGAGGAACUUGUUUGUUUACCAUGAGAAUGGGGAGGUAAUUGUGUCCUUUUUCAAUGCUAUUCGGGCAACACGCUUUGCAUACCUCCAGAGGAAACAUCCUUCUCUUCGGGACAAUGAUUUAAUACCACAGAUAACAGCAGGUUGCCUGAAGGAGGGGUACAUGGAAAAAACUGGCCCAACGCAACGGGAGCCGUUCAAGAAGAGGUGGUUCACACUGUGCUCAAGGAACAGAAAGCUUCUAUAUUUUAAAUCUCCACUGGACGCCACAGAGCUGGGCGCAGUCUUCAUCGGGACAGAGAGCCAUGGCUACAACGUUUCAGAGAGCAACGGCCGGAGCAUGAGGGGAGGUCGAUGGCACUGUGAGAUUACCCUGGAGACUCCGAGCAGGAAGUUUGUGUUCAUGUGUGAACAGGAGCAGGACCAGAAGGAGUGGAUGGAGGCCUUGAGAAAGAUCAUCUCUCACCCCAUGACACCAGAAGACUACUCGAAUGAAGCCAACUUGAGAAGAGGAAAAUGACAGGAAUGAUUUCCCCUGCUGGUAUCCAAAGACUAUCUUUUUAGGACACUGUAAACCACUGAAACCACAGACAACUCUAACACUUUGCUCACUUUGCUGUGCUGUUCUGCAGUGUGAGACUUUAAAAGAAGAUGUCAUAUUUAUUAAAAGCAAGUACUUAAAAAUUCACACACAUAUAUAUUCAUAUAUAUGUGAAUUUUUAUACCAUGUGUUUUCUGUGUGACUGGAUUGGCACAUUUUUGCAAGAUAAUCAUGUCUUACUUACAAAAGUAUUAAUUUCUGUCGUGUAUGGAAUUGUGAUUUUAAAUAAAUGUAUUACACUAUU